Gryllus bimaculatus (two-spotted cricket) is the source of this 1896-nucleotide messenger RNA. NCBI's taxonomy places the organism in Eukaryota, Metazoa, Arthropoda, Insecta, Orthoptera, Gryllidae. The record is from the annotation of a GenBank genome assembly.
CCCGCAAGGAGUCUUCACAACCAGUUGCUUUCAACGAUGCAGUCGCUAAACAUCACAUUCUAUUGGUUACUAUUUUCCCUCUUUUUCGUUGGGACACAGCAAAUUCUUCUGACUUCAAAAUGUUCCUGUUACGACCGAACAACAGACUGCUCCUUUCGACAAAUGCUCGCAAUCCAGGGAAGAGACCUGUGUUCUCAAUCUUCAACGUGGAAGUUCAGAGGAAAUAACUUAAGAACGUUACCGCAAAUCAGAUUAUCGGGAAAACUUGAUUUAUCAAAAAAUGAAUUUGGCCUAAACAAGAGAUUUUGGAUUAACACAGAACCUUUGUCUGAGCUGGACGCGAGUGAUAACUAUUUCUCAGAUUUGAGUUUUGCCAAGCCCAUAUGGGAUUGUUCAUUAAAUGUUUUAAAUGUUUCCAACAAUGGGAUAUCCAAAUUAGACAAAACUCUUGAUCGUUGCCGUAAUAUCCGUGUGUUUCGAAUCGCCAACAAUAAACUAUCACAUCUCAACGACGACUCAUUUUCAAAACAAGAGCUACUGCAAUUUCUCGAUUUGGCUGGAAAUCCGUUGAAAUCCAUAUCUCCAAAAACAUUUUCUGCUCAGAAGAGUCUUCUAACACUUGAUUUGAGUAACACGCAUCUCUCUGACCUUCCUGUGGAUAUUUUUUCAGAGUUGACCCUUCUUCAACAUCUUCAUCUGUCCGGCAGCAAUUUCACAAAACUCCCGACGAGCGUGUUCAGCUCACUGAAGUCGCUGGUGACACUGUAUCUGCAAAGAAAUACCAUCAGGGAGCUACAGCCUGGAAUAUUCGACACACUCUUUCAACUGAAGGUGCUGAACCUGGACAGCAACCAGCUGCAGCACCUUCCUCCCACACUGUUCCACCGACUGCACUCGCUGGAGCAUCUGUCUGCGCGCAGCAACCACCUGCGCGCGCUACCUUCGCUGCGCCUGUGUUCGGCGCCGCUGCGCAUCGCACUUUUCUCCGACAACGCUAUCACGGCCGUCGACGAAGACGACCUGCGCGCGCUCUGGAGGCCAGGUUUCCAACUGGCAGACAUUACCAACAACCCCGUCGAGUCGUGUAGCUUCAAAUGGGCUAACAGCUCACCCGAUAUCAAUGUGUUCACGGAGGGAAGCCUUGUUAAAAUUGGCAUGGACGUUAUGGAUCGUGGAAUCGUCUGGAUUCAAAAUUAGAUAUUAACAAAUAAUAUCAAUAUUAAGUAGCAAAGGUGUUAAUGGAAUUCUGAUGAUUAACACUAAAUAUCUGUUACAUUCAAGUUCUCUUUUUCAGAGCGGUCGCAUCUAAAAAUAAUUAUUGGUAAGAGAUGUGAAAACGGCUCUCCCAUGACGUAGAUUUGCGACGUGUAUACAACUUCAAAUCUUUUUGCAAUCUGGCGGUCGAUAUUUUAGAUGGCAGACAUUACUAUUAAGUUUUUUGAUGCAGAUACACUGGUAUGGUCUGACAGUAUGCAUCAGUUCGAAGACUUAAUAGAUGCCACCAUUGUCGAAACUGCCAUGGUCGGUAAAGGCCGUGAUAUCCUCUGUGUUUAAAAUUAGCUAGUAAAAAACGUUAUUAAAUUUUAACAAAGAUAUUCUACUUUGAAGAUUGAUUGAUUUAACAUAUGGGUCAAUUGCAUUCAUCAUAACUUAAACCAAAGAAUGUACAUUGAACGAAAUACAUUCAUUUAAUUUUCAAGAUAAAAACUUAAUUCCUAGCAAACAUAAACUUGCAUUUUGUGAGUUUUGUAGUAUAUAGUAUAAAAAAGGUUAUAAAUACUCCAUUUAUCUGAAAGCAAUGUUUAUAAAUCUAAGAAUAAUAUAUUAUUAGAUGAAUUUUACCAACUUCCAUUUAUAUACAUUAUUUUCCCCUAACCUUUAAAUAUAUUUUCUAGA